Aspergillus alliaceus is the source of this 1685-nucleotide messenger RNA. RefSeq names its product glycoside hydrolase family 76 protein. The transcript is spliced from 3 exons. Lineage: Eukaryota; Fungi; Ascomycota; Eurotiomycetes; Eurotiales; Aspergillaceae. The record is from RefSeq and is a predicted model, not a curated record. The coding region runs from base 205 to 1593 and encodes 462 amino acids. Gene Ontology annotation, biological process: carbohydrate catabolic process; fungal-type cell wall biogenesis. Gene Ontology annotation, molecular function: mannan endo-1,6-alpha-mannosidase activity.
GUUACAUACCCUACGCUUGAACCUGUUGACUACUAAAUUAGGAAUGGAGUAAUGCUAGCAUCCUAUCCUGCACUGCCCUCUCGUAAGCAUACAUUAGGCUGUGCACUAACACCUGGUCAAUUUCGAUGUGAUUGAAGCUGGGAUCCAGAAGAUUUCGUUCGUACCUUUCUCGCAAAUGUUCGAUCCCCCGCUGAUACGGUAAAAAUGUGGACAUAUUUUUGGGGGUUCACGCUCACAACGCUGCUGACACUCGGCCGGAUAACUGCGGCGAUUCCGCUUGAUAUCAAUGAUCCUGAAUCGAUUAAAAAUGCGGCCUCGACAGCCGCAUACGGCAUGAUGACCUAUUACCACGGCAAUGAGUCCGGACAAAUCCCAGGGAAACUCCCUGGCACGUGGUGGACAGGUGGUGAGGUGUUCAUGGCUCUAGUGCAGUACUGGUACUGGACUGGAGACACGUCCUACAACGAUGUUACCAAGCAAGCGUUGAUUCAUCAGAGGGGGCACAACGACUAUCUACCGGACAACUAUACCCAGGAUUUGGGUAACGAUGAUCAGGUGUUCUGGGGUCUGGCUGCGAUGACGGCAGCCGAGCUCGAUUUCCCGGAGAGCGAAGAAGUGUCGUGGCUCGCAUUGGCGCAGGGAGUAUUCAACACGCAAGCUGAGAAAUGGGACCCGGACACCUGCCAUGGUGGCCUACGAUGGCAGAGGAAUUCCUGGAACGGAGGGUACGAUCUAAAGAAUUCGGUUUCGAAUGGAGGAUUCUUCCAGCUGGCAGCCCGUCUGGCCCGAUAUACCAAAAACCAAACCUACUCGGAAUGGGCCGAAAAGGCAUAUGACUGGGCCACAUCCGUUCCCUUAGUCUCCGAGAAGGACUGGCAUAUCAACGACCUGGUUACCGUGGAGUCGAAUUGUCAGGACGCGAACAAUAUGCAAUGGUCAUACAACUAUGGGAUCUACUUUGCUGGUUCGGCCUAUAUGUAUAACUUGACCAAUGGUGGUGAGAAAUGGAAACACGCAGUAGAUGGCCUACUUAAUACUACCUUCCGCACAUUCUUCCCACAGCAGUACGGAGGGAUGAUCAUGUCCGAAGCAGCAUGCGAGCCACAAUUACCGCAGGUACUACCCUGCGACGGGAACCAAUCUACGUUCAAGAGUCUGGUUUCAGCCUGGCUGGCUUUUACGACCACGAUUAUGCCCUACACGCUGGAUGAGAUCCUACCGAGAUUAAAAGGCUCCGCAAUAGGAGCGGCCAAACAGUGUUCUGGACCCUCGCCCGACAAGAAAUGUGGACAGCGGUGGUAUCUAGACGAAUACGAUGGGACAACGGGCCUUCGCGAACAUAUGUGUGCAUUGAGCAUCUUUACAGCAAAUAUGGUGCCGUUCAAAAGCAAAGAGGCUGGGCAAGGCCCCUUGACAGCGGAUACCGGAGGAAACAGCAAAAGUGACCCCAGCGCAGGAACAGGAAAUCACAGGCCAGAGAAGGACGCACCACGAGAGAUCACAACUGGCGACCGUGUUGGUGCUGGGAUUGUGACUGUGGUUGUGCUGGGUGGAUGGCUGGGCGUCGUGUUCUGGAUGAUGACAGGCCCCUGAGCCAGGAAUCUGAAGUGUGGUCUAUACAGAAUCUGAGGAGUCCGGAGUCCAAUGUACAGUAUUAUGAAAAAUGAGCCGAGCCUCAGGUUUGA